Mustela erminea (ermine) is the source of this 681-nucleotide messenger RNA. RefSeq names its product partner of NOB1 homolog (gene PNO1). The transcript has 5 exons. The record is from RefSeq and is a predicted model, not a curated record. Bases 1 to 681 code for a protein of 226 amino acids. Gene Ontology annotation, cellular component: nucleolus. Gene Ontology annotation, molecular function: RNA binding. NCBI's taxonomy places the organism in Eukaryota, Metazoa, Chordata, Mammalia, Carnivora, Mustelidae.
AUGGAAACGGAGAUGGAGGCGCAGAGCGCGGGGGCCGAGGACGGCUUCACCCAAGUCACCCGCAAGGGUGGCCGGCGGGCGAAGAAACGGCAGGCUGAGCAGCUGUCCGCCGCGGGGGACGGCGGGGACGCGGGCCGCAUGGACACGGAGGAGGCCCGGCCCGCGAAGAGGCCCGUUUUCCCUCCCCUCGCCGGGGAUGGAUUCCUGGUACUAGCGGGGACCGUGGGACGGGAAAGGGACCGGAGACAAAGGUGGGCCAAGCCGAGUGGGAAAGAAGAAACAAGGAAAAUUCCAGUCCCAGCUAACAGAUACACGCCAUUAAAAGAGAACUGGAUGAAGAUAUUUACUCCUAUUGUAGAACAUUUGGGACUUCAGAUACGGUUUAACUUGAAGUCGAGGAAUGUAGAAAUUAGGACUUGUAAAGAAACCAAGGAUGUUAGUGCACUGACAAAAGCAGCUGAUUUUGUGAAAGCCUUUAUUCUUGGGUUUCAGGUGGAGGAUGCACUUGCCCUCAUUAGGUUGGAUGAUCUCUUCCUAGAGUCUUUUGAAAUUACAGAUGUGAAACCCCUAAAGGGAGACCACCUGUCAAGGGCAAUAGGAAGAAUCGCUGGCAAAGGAGGAAAAACCAAAUUCACCAUAGAGAACGUGACACGGACACGGAUAGUUUUGGCUGAUGUGUAA